Messenger RNA from Rotaria sp. Silwood2, 1752 nucleotides. NCBI's taxonomy places the organism in Eukaryota, Metazoa, Rotifera, Eurotatoria, Philodinida, Philodinidae. The record is from the annotation of a GenBank genome assembly.
AUGUCUGUACAAGAUACUCGUAAACUUACUUCUAUAUUACGAUCGAUUCAAGUAAUCGAAGAUAAAGCAAAUAGAAUUUAUUCUGAAUUUACAAUAUCUAAUAAUGAUAUUGAUCGUUUGCAAGCAACUCCUAUUGAUGAUACAAAUACGCAUUUACAAAUAUUUUUUCAACAUCUUGAACAAUUGUUACAAAUUGAUUUAAAACAUCGAAGAUCAUUACUAAAUAAUAAACGAAAUUAUUGGAAUUUUUUUGUUCUUGCACUUAAAGAAAGUAAAGGUUUAUAUGAUACAGUAUUAUAUGUUCUUAAUACCCAAGAUGUAAAAACUUCUGUUGGUCGUGGUCGUUUAUUUCUUCGUUUUUGUUUACAAAAUCAUCGUUUAGGUGAUGUUAUACAGCAAAGUUUUAUGAUGACUAAACUUGUGAGUCAAUUUUAUAAUGAUGAAUGUUUUUGGACAAAACCAGUCUAUAUGAAUCGUAUUAUUCAAGCAUUAUAUCAAUUAAAUGAUAUUCAAUUUGAUCUACUUUCAAUUUUACAUUAUCAACUUGAUGUUUGUUGGCCUACCGCAGAAUCCAUUGAAUAUCAUCAAAAACUUUUACCUGAUGCUUUAUCAAGAUUCCGUACAAAUAGUGUAUCUAGUUUCUUAUCAAUGGAUAGUCUUCCUUCACAAUUGAUGAUUUCAUCAUCUCCUAUGACUCAAUCAUCAUUUCAAAAUCUUGAAUUAUCAAUAAAUGAUGAUAGUUCAGCUCAUUCAAUUUCAUCUGUUGAUGAAUAUCCAGAAAAUACUGUAAAUUAUUGGAGAGAACGCUAUCAGCAAUUAGAACUUCAAUUACAUUCAAAGUAUGAUAAGUUACAAGUGAAUGACGUUGAAACUCAAUGUUCAAUAGACAAAUUUGAUCAGAUAACUCAAACAAUAGAUGACAAAAAAUUAAUAGAUGAAAAUAUAUUGAAGAGUGAAACGGAAAAAUUAAAAUCUCAAAAAGAUGUAUUACAAGAUGAAGUCAAUAGUCUUAAUUUUCAACUUUCGACUUUUAUGAUUCAACGUACGACAACAGAAACUAAAUAUAAGGAUUAUGAACGCGAAAUAGCCAAAUACCAAGCUUUACUAGAAACGAAAGAUAUGAUUUUCAAUGAGUUACAACGUAAAUUCGAUGAACAAACCAACUAUCUGAAAUCCAUUCAAGAACAACGUUCGACUCAUUCAAUUGAACAAGACAAACGAAUUGAACAUUUGACAAAUCAACUUGAAAAAGCAGAACUUAAUAAAAUUCAAGAGCAACUUGAAGCUUCUAUACACGAAAAAACACUUGAUUUUGAAGAAAUGAAACGCAGAUUAAUUAAAGCUGUUCGUGAAAAAGCUGAUUUAUUUAAUUCAAUCUAUUUAUAUGAAGUUAAACUGGAAGAAGAACAAUCAAGACAAUGGGUGCAUGAAGACGAUGUUCUGAAAUGUACAAAAUGUGAAACACAAUUUGGAUGGACUUUGAGGAAAUAUCGUUGUCGCCAUUGUCACAAGAUAUUUUGUUAUUAUUGUUCAAAUCAUUGGCAUCAAGGUUCGACACCGAAUUCUCAACAUCGUUUAUGUGAUUAUUGUCAUGAAAAGUCUCUCACAGAAUCUCUAAUGUCAAAUUAUACAAUCCUUGAUGAUCCAGAUAAUGAUACUGAAACAAAAACUGAUGUUAAUCUCACAUUUGAAGUACGACCUGAACGGUUAACUCUACCGACUGACAAUCAAUCGUCAUCUUCCGAGCAAUAA